UGUCUGAAACUUCUCUUUCCCAUAGAAGGCUCGCGUUGAAAUGUCAGGUGUGUUACACUCUUUCGAAUAUCUAUUUUAAUCACGUUUAUCUUUCAAUUUGUUGAAAAAAUAAGAAAUUUAUUAAAAAUGUUGAUGCCAAAAAAGAAUCGUGUAGCAAUUUAUGAAUACCUUUUCAAAGAAGGUGUUAUGGUUGCAAAAAAAGAUUAUCAUGCACCAAAACACCCAGAAUUGGAAUGUAUUCCAAAUCUUCAAGUUAUUAAGGCUAUGCAGUCUUUGAAGUCUAAAGGUUAUGUCAAAGAGCAAUUUGCCUGGAGACAUUUUUAUUGGUAUUUGACAAAUGAAGGCAUUGAAUAUUUACGUGGAUACCUGCAUUUACCUCCUGAAAUUGUACCUUCCACACUUAAAAGGCAAACUAGAUCAGAAACUACAAGACCAAGACCUGCAACAGGUGCAAGGAGUGAAACAUCUAGACCUACAGAAGAUCGUGCUGGAUAUAGACGUGGCCCUGGAGGUCCAACAGGUCCUGGUGAUAAAAAAGCUGAUGUUGGUGCUGGUACUGGAGAUGUUGAAUUCCGUGGUGGUUUUGGUCGUGGUAAACCACAAUAAUAUUUUAAUGUAAGAUAAAUAAACAUUUCUUAAUAUACAA
This is a messenger RNA of Frieseomelitta varia, 646 nucleotides long. RefSeq names its product 40S ribosomal protein S10-like. The coding region runs from base 127 to 606 and encodes 159 amino acids. Gene Ontology annotation, molecular function: structural constituent of ribosome; RNA binding. NCBI's taxonomy places the organism in Eukaryota, Metazoa, Arthropoda, Insecta, Hymenoptera, Apidae. The transcript has 3 exons. The record is from RefSeq and is a predicted model, not a curated record. Gene Ontology annotation, cellular component: cytosolic small ribosomal subunit.